AGAUCAAAAGUGGCCAUUUCCCUGCGAGCUUGAGACCUGAAAAUGCCCCUGUUAUCAAAAGAAGCCUGUUGGUUUGAUGUUUGACAAACUAUUUUCAUAGAGAAGUGCUGUUUUGCAACUGAAGCUCUAUAGAUAUUGACUAUGGCUGGGAUCGACAUGGAGGGAUCGUAUUACAUGACCAAAGGGGCAAGUAGAGGAGAUGUCCCGUUGGAUGAAGGGGCGGAGUGGGAGUGGCUACCCUCCCAGCUCUGCGCUGACCUGACCCUCCUUAUCCUGGAAGGAAGGCAGCCUGAAUGGUCAGUUAAAGGACGGACCGAAGGUGACCACUGUCCACCUGCUCAAGGGACUUCUAUGCAUCAUUGUCAGCGAGACAAGGAAACGUGUGGUCAGAUUGCAUCCGUCGCUGCAUACAUCAGUUUCUUGUGUCGCAAUGAUAUUCCCGUCUCUGUUGAGGUCCUGCUCUAUCCAGACUGUUGCUAUGGUACCCAGAACCGCAUCGAGGUGGGGGCAUCUGCAGAAGGGGGCAAGGAACAGGUUCCAGGACUACAGGAAUAUGUGGUCCUGGAACAGUGGAUUAUUCAAAUCCUACCAAAGAGGUAGGUCCCGUAUAUUUGGUCAUGUUAGAAGACUUGGUUGAAACACUGAUUCCCUGACGGCUACAGCCAUUUCCAUGUGUUAAUGCAAGCUGUGAGAUCUUUUCUUCAUUUUUCUCAGCUCGGUGCUUGGCUUUGUAGUACUCAAGGGAGAGCGCCUGCAAAUAUAGUGUACAGAGUUUGUGCUCAUGGGGAAUCGUUUGCAGAAAACACCAAGGUUCAACCUGAGCUUCACACCUUCCCAUUCCUCAACAUCUCAAAAACAAGCAGUCUCCAAGUGAGUGUAGCAUCAUUACCACGGCAACAAAGUAUCCCUCAGCCUACCUGCUUUCUUCCGAUCCACAACAAAAGGAACUUCAAAAAGACAAAGAUUUUCAAUGAAUGUGAGACAAGUCAUAAACAUAGAAGCAGUGAGGAACAUGGCAGUCCAAACUACUUUUGUGGCACACAGCCGAGUGGUCCUCCACAGGACAGGCAUGACAAAGCGUAUGGUUUGCAGGAAAGAAGUGAAUCGUAUGACAGGCAGAGAAGACAAACCCGGGAGCUUCAUGGUGAGAGUGAAAAGCCUAACGUGCACAGACAAUUUCCAGGUGUUGGUGAGAGUGAUUCAAGGAGGGGAUCACUGGAGCAGGAGUGGGGGUUUGAGGCAAUACAGCAGAAAAAAGCUCAAAUGAGGAACAGCAAUAAGUUGAGAGACAGUCCUAAAUUGAUCAGGACUUUUCCAAGUGCAUACAGGACAGAGUACAGCCAACUGCCGGGAGAGGCUGAGAAGGUGCCCGAGUUGUCCCAAAGUACAAGGUCAGGGAGUAUAGAAGAUAUCUUCACUCCUCUCACAUCAUUGUUAGAUGUUAAGAACCUGAAUACGGCAGACAGAAUUCAUGAUAUAGUGUGUGAAAAUGUUAAGGAAGCAGAGGAUAUGAAAUACCAUGAGAAGCUGGUAGAACUAGAGGAAGGUUUGUCAUCACUGAAAUUACAUCACAUACCAGCUACACCUUGCAAUGUGUAUUGCACUCCAGAAAUAGAUAGCACUGAAUCACGAAGCACUUCUAUAUGUUCAACAGAUAGUGAUCAAGGAAUCGUUUUUACUGCAGGACCAUCGUCUGACGUCUCUGAUGUCUUCACUUCAGAGUGGGAGGAGAAUGAAAUACUCCAAUCAGAAAAGAAGGAAAGGCAAUAUUUAGAAGACUUAUGCGUAUACAAAGAGGAGGGUUUGAAAUGUGAAACAGAGGAAGGAUCGAACGAUAUGUAUGAUGAACAUGCAGACUCUCAAGAUCAAGGUUUGUUUGAUUUUGAUUCAAAAUAUCAGUAUCGAUCUCAUCUUGAAAGAAGUAUGCAUAUGACAUCAUCCAAUACCAGCUUAGAUUCAUGCACCUACUCACACCUGCAUGGCUCUUCAAACUCUUUGGUCUCCCUCUGCAAUGAGAUAUGCCACCAGCCCAAUGCUGAUCUGUGCUAUAUCCCCAGCGACGGUGCUAGAGUAUCAGUGGAGGAGUGUGCAGCGCGCAGGCGACAUGUGAGCGGGAACUCCCAGGAUGGUUUUGAGUCGGGCAGGAGUGCCAGCUGUGAGACCCUGACAAACCAAAGUGCAAUACAGAGUGAUGGCAGUGAAAGUCAGCGUUUCAAUGCUGCCAUCUUUAAGAACAAAGCUCUCCAGGACUCCAACUCCGUCAAGUCUUCCCCUUCUUCUUCGCCCAUGGCUUCACCGAGGAGGGCGAUGCGCUCAAGAGCGUGUGGCACAGGGUGGGCAGAUGAUUUCAAGCCAAAUAUUUCUGCUCCGUUCAGCAGUAACGGGGUUGUGCCUCCAGUGAAGGAAGAGAAAGAGAACUCUGAAAGUGCUUUUCAGUUUCCCCCACCAGACAAGGGAAAGUCUCUACUCAGGAAUGUACUCAGCAAAACUCAUCAAGUUGAAGAGGCUAAAACGGAGAUAGGCCGCGUUGUUCCAAAGGAAUCUGGUGCUAAAGCUUGCAUGAGGAGAUCCUUAGAUGGAUCCAGCCCAUAUGUGUUCCAUCCAAGAACCGGUCUCCCGAUCAAUUCUAGUCCAGCCCCACUGAGGAAAGCCAAGACAACCAGUGACUGCCCUUCACUACUUAAACCCAUAGGUCUAACAAGCUCUCCUUCGUGCAAUAAUUUGGAGAAACCCAGCUCUUUGCUUCUAGGUCAUCCAAUGCGAAUGCUGAGUACUAGUGCUCCUGCUUCUAGCUGCCUUCUAGGAAACUUUGAGGAGUCUGUACUGAAUGGCAGGUUAGAGCCGUUGGGUACCAUUAAUGGUUUUACUGCAGAGAUUGGUGCAAGCGGUGCCUUCUGUCCAAAACACAUAUGUCUACCUGUUACAACUUUCUUCUAUAGUGUGUGUGAUGACGAUGCCCCAUCUUCAUACUUUGGUCACAUUAACCUUGAGGGUUUGGGCAAAAGAGGAUAUCAUGUGCCUAGCAGUGGCACGAUACAAGUGACCCUCUUCAAUCCAAACAAGACUGUAGUGAAGAUGUUUGUGGUUCGCUACGAUCUGAGUGACAUGCCAUCCAACUGUCAGACCUUUGCUCGUCAGAGGAUCUUCUACAUGCCUAGUGAUGUGGACAUCAAUGAUGAAUGUGACAAGGAACUUCGCUACCUCAUGCAUCUAAGAUUUCUGACGUCCAAGUCAGGCAAGGUCUACCUCCAUACAGACAUCCGUAUGAUCUUUGCCAGACACACCCCAGAUCUGGAGUCCAGUUUUGGUACCUUUGAGUUGCGUUCCUUUACUGAAGUCCCCACUAACCCAAGGUUCUCGCCAAAGAAAUAACCCCUUACUGAUUCCUCAGAGACUCCUAGAUAGAUAGGUUUGAUAAAUGGUGUAACUUGGCAGUGUAAUUUCCUCUUUGAUACUGUUGAGUUGUGUUCCUUCACUGAAGUCCCCACAAACUCAAGGUUCUCACCAAAGAAAUAACCCCUUUCUGAGUCUUAUGAAGUCUUCAGAGGCUCCUAGAUGGAUAGAUUUAAUAAAUGGUGUAACUUGGCAGUGUAAUUUCCACUUUGAUACUUUUGAGUUGCGUUCCUUCACUGAAGUCCCAACAAACCCAAGAUUCUCACCAAAGAAAUAAUCCGUUCCUGGGUCUUCAUGAAGUCUUCAGAGGCUCCUAGAUAGAUAGGUUUAAUGAAUGAUGUUGGCAGUGUGAGUUCCUCUACAUGUAUGAAAGUACAUCUGGCUUUAUUGCCUGCUGAUUAUUUCACAAAAUGUUUGAUGGAAUUUUUUCCAAAUUCAGGUUUU
Molecule: messenger RNA, 3837 nt
Organism: Lytechinus pictus (painted urchin)
Lineage: Eukaryota; Metazoa; Echinodermata; Echinoidea; Temnopleuroida; Toxopneustidae
Product: atos homolog protein A-like
Exons: 12
Coding region: 679-3372 (897 amino acids)
Source: RefSeq, a predicted model, not a curated record